GCUGAGGGAUGUGCCUGGCUGCAGCUGGGAGCUGCAGCUGGGAGCUCGGCGAGACGAGGCCAGGGAAUCAGCAGGAGCACGGCUGUCUCACUGGGAUUAGGACUGGAAAGGGGGAUCUUGUCCCCUUCCCAAUUAUUUCAGUCCCCACUUAAUGGUGGGAAACAAGUGCAGUCAGCACUUUGGGAUUUUUCCACCCAUUGCUAUGAAAACAUACCCAGGCCUGGAUGUUCCCCCUCCCCAUCUCAGACGCUCCAGAGGAUGUGGGGAAGGAGCCGUGGAUCCGGAACACUGCAACUUCUUGAAAUUCCAGAUUGUGUCAAGUGUGAAACGUCAAAUUUUUCAGCAGAUUCAUUGUGCCACAAAAGGAACCUGCACUGUGUUAGAGAUGAUGUCUGAGCUGGAGGCUUCUGAUAGGUGGUCUGCAGCAUUCAAACUGCUGGUCCAGUGUGACAGAGACCCUUGGGGAAAGAGGUCACGGUCAAACAGUUUCAGAUGGAAACUACCCCAGCAACAUGAUGCUUUUGGACCCUACGUCAGCAUGCAUCCUUCUGUUUUGUUUUGCCCCUUCUCCCCCAAGAAGGUGUGCCCUGCGACGACGGCGUCGGCCUCUGAGUGUGGCUGGAGCAGGCGGGCCGAGGACCCGGGCAUUCUUAGGAGCCACCAACUAAGAGAGUAUGGCCUACUGAGGGCAGGAACUUCCCAGAUGGUGAGGCGGCCGUCUUUUGUACCCGAGGCAGACGGAUUAAAUCCGUGGCAGAGUGCCCCAUACCAGGAAGUAAUGCUGGAUAUUGGCAGUCAAGGGCGAUGGAGCGAGGUGGUCCACUUGCAGGAUGUCCUGGCCCUGGAUGCUGGAGGGUGCAAGCCUAAGGUGCUGCUGCCGCCCUGGGCGUGCCAAGGGCCAGAGGCGAGCAGGUUUGUCCUGGCCACCUCCAGAGUCAGAUCAAGAUUUGAGGUACCGUGAGCAGGUGUGGAGCUGAAGCUUGGAGAGAGCAGCUGCCAAAGCGGACCGUGGGGAACGUGUUGACAUCUGAGGUCCCCAAGGCUGAUUCUGAUCCCUGCAGUCACCGAUGCUACCACUUUUCCCAGAAUCUGCCCUUCCACGUCAGGGAGCAGCAGUUGGAAGAUGUGUUGAAGCAUCUUCAUCAGUGGAGUGUUGUGACAGCACAAUGCAGCAACCCUGGAACCCUCAGUGCAGCACAGCUCAGUAAGCCUGGUGCUGGGAUAACCCUGGAACCCUCAGAGGAGGCCAAGCCCCACACCAAAAAAGAAGGGAUGACAGCUGCAGGCUGGAGAGUGACAGAGCCUGUUGGAGUGCUGGCCUGGAUUUGGGAAGAGCCAAGUAGCCUGGAGCAGUGAGGUUUUUCCUGUCAGAAAUCCAUGCUGGGGAUGUUUUCCCUGGCUGUCCAGGGGGAAGGAACAGCUCUGGAGUUUUUGCAGCCACAGGCUGGGGAUACAUCCCCUGAAAACCAGUUCAGGAUCGGUCAUCUGACUCUGUCCCUGACCUGUGGCUUCCAGGGAGCCUUCUGGUCUUCUGGAUAUUCCCAGGAGAGGAUAUUCCACCACCUGACUUUUAAGCCAGGAAUUCCAAACCCACACCGUUCCAGGGGAAAGCUGGUGAAAGGGUAAAGAUGCAGAGGAACAAGUGUUGUAAACCCCCCUGCCUCCUUGACAGAGCAAACCUUUCUGCAAUCCCAGUAAAUCUCUUGGAGAAACUGUGGGAUCAUAAGGUUUCCCAGGAAAGGAAAGUUAAGGACAGAGAUGAGGAAAUAGGCUUCCAAUUAAUAAUGAUUUGAUGGAGGAUGAGGAAGCCAGGCCUGCUGAGGAGGAAGAUGAGGAAGUGUGUGAGGAUGGAGACAGCGGCCACCAAAGGCUGGGGAAGGCACAGAUCCAGAUGCUGGAAUUGCCUCUGUGGAUGUGUGCUGAGCUCUCGCUGCAGGGGACUGUCAGGCCCAAAUGGCUUUGAGUUCACAUUCUUCUCACUGGGGAAUUGGAAAUAAUUAUUAAUUAAUUGCAAAAACA
Molecule: messenger RNA, 2019 nt
Organism: Corvus hawaiiensis (hawaiian crow)
Lineage: Eukaryota; Metazoa; Chordata; Aves; Passeriformes; Corvidae
Exons: 19
Coding region: 152-961 (269 amino acids)
Source: RefSeq, a predicted model, not a curated record